This is a messenger RNA of Oncorhynchus nerka (sockeye salmon), 6721 nucleotides long. Its product is annotated as phospholipid-transporting ATPase IF-like. The record is from RefSeq and is a predicted model, not a curated record. Gene Ontology annotation, molecular function: ATPase-coupled intramembrane lipid carrier activity; magnesium ion binding; ATP hydrolysis activity. NCBI's taxonomy places the organism in Eukaryota, Metazoa, Chordata, Actinopteri, Salmoniformes, Salmonidae. Gene Ontology annotation, biological process: phospholipid translocation. The coding region runs from base 334 to 3795 and encodes 1153 amino acids. The transcript has 29 exons. Gene Ontology annotation, cellular component: endoplasmic reticulum; recycling endosome; plasma membrane.
UACGUCGACAGGAGAGCCACAGAGCUGAAAACCGAUUGCUCGAGCUUCGCAGAGAGGGAUGUAGGUAGCUGGGCAGGAAGCGCACAGUACAGGACACUCACUAGACACACUUCGUAGCUGUCAGAAUAUAGCUCAGUGUGUCAGUCACAUCAGAAAUAUUACUUCACGUCAUGGGAGAGAUCAUAUUUGAUCAUAUAAUCACACAGCCUGGAUGUUUUGUGUAACGGACACAAGAAGACGUGCCUGUAAAAGGAAUUAUUUAUGGUUUGGGAAGGUUUUAUGGGAGUAGCUAGCUAGCAACUUUGCUGGCUCGUCGGAGGACAUUUUGCAAGGAUGCUACGGUGGAUAAGGCAACAGCUGGGCUUUGACCCUCCCCAUCAAAGUGACACCAGAACGGUUUACAUCGCAAACCGCUUUCCUCAACAUGGCCAUUAUGUCCCUCAGCGGUUUGCAGACAACAGAAUCAUAUCAUCUAAGUACACCGUUUGGAAUUUUGUUCCCAAAAACCUGUUUGAACAGUUCAGAAGAAUAGCCAAUUUUUAUUUUCUCAUCAUAUUCCUGGUUCAGCUAAUGAUAGACACCCCCACUUCCCCUGUCACCAGCGGACUUCCUCUGUUCUUUGUCAUCACAGUAACUGCCAUCAAACAGGGCUAUGAGGACUGGCUGAGGCACAAGGCAGACAACGAGGUGAACGGGGCGCCUGUGUUUGUGGUGCGCAGUGGCAGCCUCGUGCAGACCCGCUCAAAGAACAUCCGAGUGGGGGACAUAGUCCGGGUGGCCAAAGAUGAGACGUUCCCAGUGGACCUGGUCCUCUUGUCAUCAGACCGAGCUGAGGGGACAUGUCACAUCACCACCACCAGCCUGGACGGAGAGACUAAUCUAAAGACCCACUACUCUGUGCCGGAGACGUUGGUGUCUCAGUCGGUGUCCAGGCUGGAGGCCCUACAUGCUGUGCUGGAGUGUCAGCAGCCAGAUGCAGAUCUGUACAGGUUUGUCGGGCGAAUAACAGUAACACAACAAGGAGAAGAGAUUGUAAGACCCCUUGGACCAGAAAACCUACUGCUUCGGGGAGCAAGACUAAAAAAUACCAAAGAAAUUUUUGGUGUGGCAGUUUACACUGGGAUGGAGUCCAAGAUGGCCCUGAACUACAAGUGCAAAUCCCAGAAGCGCUCUGCAGUGGAGAAGUCCAUGAACACCUUUCUGCUCAUAUACCUGGGCAUCCUGCUGUUUGAGGCGAUCCUCAGCACCAUCCUGAAGUACGCCUGGCAGGCUGAGAACAAAUGGGACGAGCCCUUCUACAACCAGAAGACGGAGCAGGAGAGAAACAGCAGCCAGAUCCUGAAGUUCAUCUCUGAUUUCCUGGCAUUUCUGGUCCUCUACAACUUCAUCAUCCCCAUCUCGCUCUACGUCACUGUGGAGAUGCAGAAGUUCUUGGGCUCGUUUUUCAUUGGCUGGGACUUGGACCUCUAUCACGAGGAGAGUGACCAGAUGGCUCAGGUCAACACAUCCGAUCUGAACGAGGAGCUGGGACAGGUAGAAUACGUAUUUACGGAUAAAACCGGCACCCUGACGGAGAACGAGAUGCUGUUCCGUGAAUGUUCAAUCAACGGUAUCAAAUAUCAGGAAAUCAAUGGAAAGCUUGUACCUGAGGGAAUGACGGAUGACUCGCCUGACCGAUCUGUGUCUCCUCUGAGUCGGGAGGAGUUGCUGUUCCUAAAGGCAGUGUCGCUGUGUCACACAGUGCAGAUCAGCUACGAGCAGCCAGGCGACGGCCCGGGGGAUCCCUUCUCCCACGCUAAUGGCUUCUCCUCCCAGAUGGAGUACUAUGCCUCCUCGCCGGACGAGAAAGCACUGGUGGAAGCCACGAAAAGGAUGGGGGUAACCUUCAUUGGUAGCCACGGAGAAACUAUGGAAAUAAAAACAUUUGGAAAGCCAGAAAAGUUUAAACUACUCCAUGUACUAGAAUUUGAUGCAAACAGAAGGAGAAUGAGUGUCAUAUUACAGACACCCACAGGGGAAAAAGUACUAUUUACAAAGGGAGCGGAGUCCGCUAUUCUUCCUUUUACUACAAGUGGAGAAAUCAACAAAACAAGAGUACAUGUAGAUGAAUUUGCCUUGAAGGGCCUGCGGACGUUGGUGGUGGCCUGCAGACACUUCAGUGUGGAGGAGUAUGAGGAGGUGGACCAGCGGCUCCACAAGGCCCGCACGGCCCUGCAGCAGAGAGAGGAGAGGCUGGCCGAAGUCUUUAGCUUCAUAGAGAAGGACCUGGAGCUGCUGGGAGCCACUGGGGUGGAAGACAAGCUGCAGGAGAAGGUCCAGGAGACCAUUGAGGCGCUGCGCCUGGCUGGGAUCAAGGUGUGGGUGCUGACCGGGGACAAGCACGAGACCGCGGUCAGUGUCAGCCUCUCCUGCGGCCACUUCCACCGCACCAUGAACAUCCUGGAGCUGGUGCAGCAGAAGUCUGACAACGAGUGUGCCGAGCAGCUCCGACAACUGGCAAGGAGGAUCAAAGAGGACCAUGUGAUCCAACAUGGCCUGGUGGUGGACGGGGCCAGCCUGUCUCUGGCACUGCGGGGGCAUGAGAAGCUCUUCAUGGAGGUGUGCAAGAACUGCUCUGCCGUGCUGUGCUGCCGGAUGGCGCCCCUGCAGAAGGCCAAGGUGGUGAGAUUGCUGAAAACAUCUCCAGAGAAACCCAUCACUUUAGCUAUUGGGGAUGGAGCCAAUGAUGUCAGCAUGAUUCAAGAAGCCCAUGUUGGCAUAGGAAUCAUGGGCAAGGAGGGAAGACAAGCAGUACAAAACAGUGACUAUGCAAUAGCGAGGUUUAAAUUCCUUUCCAAAUUGCUGCUUGUCCAUGGCCACUUCUACUACAUUAGAAUAGCAACCCUUGUACAGUACUUUUUUUACAAGAAUGUGUGCUUUAUUACGCCCCAGUUUUUAUACCAGUUCUUCUGUCUGUUUUCACAACAAACUCUGUAUGACAGCGUCUACCUGACACUCUACAACAUCUGUUUCACCUCCCUGCCCAUACUGGUGUACAGCCUGUUUGAGCAACUGGUCCAUCCUCAUGUGCUGCAGAGUAAGCCAGUGCUCUACAGAGACAUCAGCAAGAACUCUCUCCUCUCCUUCAAGACCUUUUUGUACUGGACACUGCUGGGCUUCUGCCACGCAUUUGCCUUCUUCUUUGGUUCCUACAUCCUGAUGGGGGAGGACACGUCUCUCAUGGGGAAUGGACAGAUGUUUGGAAACUGGACAUUUGGCACUUUGGUAUUCACAGUAAUGGUCAUCACUGUUACACUGAAGCUGGCCUUGGAGACCCACUUCUGGACGUGGAUGAAUCACUUUGUUACCUGGGGCUCCAUCGCUUUCUACUUCAUCUUCUCCCUUUUUUAUGGGGGAAUCAUCUGGCCUUUCCUCCACACCCAGGACAUGUACUUUGUCUUCGUCCAGUUGCUGUCCAGCGGCUCUGCCUGGUUCGCAAUCAUCAUCAUCAUCAUCACCUGCCUUUUCCCUGACAUCAUCAAGAAGGUGUUCUACAGGCACCUCCAGCCCACCAGCACCCAGAAGUCUCAGCUUAUUGAGACCAACUACCAGGGCAUCGGCUGCGUGGACUCCAUGUGCUGCUACUCGGAGGGGGAGAAUGGGUGCACCCGGCUGGGCCGGAUGGUGGAGCAAGUAAUGGGCCGCUGCGACCCUGCCUGCGCUAACAGGUGUGACCCCAUGCUCUGUAGCCUCUACUGCUGCAGGCGCAUCUCCUACAAGCUGGAGCAGGACGAGCCCACUGCUCCCCAGGAGUAGCCGAAUAGAGAGAGGUCCUAGCCUAGUAGAGCGAGGUAGACUAGACUACGGUCUUACUGGUAGGACAGGCACCCCAGUGACAGCCAAAGGUUUUGUAUGGAGGGAGACUAGUAUCAGGAUCCUGGAUCUAAAAUGACCUUUAAUGGAGACUUGUUUAUCUUAUAUGCUAUGAUCAGCUUCAUGGGGUUCUUAUGGUCUAUUCUUCUUCCAUAUUCAGUGGGACAACGUGCUCACCAAUGUAGCCAUGUGUCUAUGUAAUCCGAUCUGUCCUUCCAAGUCUGUACUCUUAUGGAUUUUCUUACAUCUUCUUUCAUUCGUGGGCUUUUUGUAACCUAUCUUUGUGGCUGAUCGACCUUGUCGUCUUCUGAAGUUUUGUGCUUCUUUUAACUUUUCCAAAGCCUGCCGAGUCAGUGUGUUGCACAGUGUAGGCUAAGCCCAGGUUCAGAGUCCAAGUCGCUAUUGAUCUACAACAAUGUAUUUAUGCUGAAAGAUCUUUUCAAGAGAAUGCUACUCAAGGUAUAUUUAUUGGAUCAUUAUUAAAGCAUUUUACCUGGACUCCUGGUCUUGGACUUGCCAAAGUCUGUUUAUACAGUAUGUGUUUAUCUAUGGAGAAUGACUGCAUGAUGCCAGUGUGACGCUUUCUCAGCCCCUCCCUUGUCUGCCCACACAUGUACUCUACACCCUCACUGUCCCAACACUGUGAGGUGAGGCGAGCACUGGGAAAGAAAAUGAUCUAAGUUAGACUGAGACUUGUUCUGGCCUUAAUGCUAAGAUACUGCCACUGCAAAGGGGCAGAAAGAGACCCUACCAUGGGCCAUGGGAGGUAUAUAUCAGCCCUACUUUACUGUACCCUGUACUAUCACCGAGUGAUGAUGCUUGUGUUUUGACAUGCUGCAGUGUUUGGUGUCUGUGUGCCACAGCUGAAACACUGGGACCACACUCCCUGACAUAAAGAUACUGGAAAACUGUCGUCUCAAUAGGAGAGUGUUUUUGCUAUAUAUUUUAUACAGUUAAGUACUUGAAGCCUUAUAAGUGCUUUUGAGAGGAAGAGAACUCUCUUGUUGCAUGGGACUGCCUUUGGUAUUUUGUAUGCUGAGUAACCAGAUGUUGUUGUUGUUGUGUGUGUGUGUCCCAUGAUCUUUUCUAUAAUGUCACUCCUCCUCUUGCUUUGCUGCACUUUGUCUGAACCUCUCGUCGUUGCCACUGUGUCUAAAAUCUAGAUAAUAUUCAACUUCCCCCAUCGAAGUUAUUUAUAUGCUGCUGUUAUCACCUUGACGUCACUAUUCAAUCUAAUAUUCUGCUGCUUGCCUUGUUCUCUGUUCUGUUAGAUGGCCAUAGACAAUGGACUAAUAGCUUGAUAUCAAGAGGGAGUGUCACUAGACAAUUCACACCAACAUACACAUUUAUCAAGAAAUACUUAUUUUUUAAAUUACACCGCACCAUGUACAUAUAAGAGCUUAAACGGUUGUCUUUGUCUGAAAGACGUAAUCCACAUAGCACGUAUAGGGUGUUGUUGAUACUUUUCAUCCAAAGAUAAAAUAAUGGGUAUAGUUUAAUGAUGAAUGAGAUUCUACAGGAAUAUUGUUGAGAAGUGGUGAGUCUCUACUAUGUCCCCUGGUGGUGGUGUUGGCUUAUACAGGCUAUGAAAGAUGGGGAGAGGCCUUGUGCCUUUCUUGAAGGUAAGAUUUGAGCUUUCUUUUCAAGGGCUCUUAGAUAUUAGAUAAAUAUUAUUAUUAUUUUUUUACUAUAGAUAUGCACAUAUAUAUUUAAGUUGUUUUAGAUAUUAUGCCUAUUUUUGUAUUAGCAGUAUAUGCUCAGUCUAAAUUAGUUCAUAUAUAGUACAGCCAAGAAAUGAGCUUCAUAUUAUAAAAAUAAACAGUAUUUAGUAUACCUGGUUAUGCAUAGGAUGUAUUAUUCAUACAAUGACAUUAUGCAGAUAGAGAAGGGAGACGUUGACUGUUUGUGUUAAAGUCAUCCAUGUUAAAUCAUCCUGUACUAACCCUCACUGUACGCACCUUAUUCUCUCCUCUUUUUGGUUUGACUUUGUUUGCUUGUGCUGCUCCCUCUGUAGGUUGAAGUGUAGUGUAGGAGACAGGGUUGGGAGGCAGUGGAAGAUGAGCAGGAUGACAGGGCUUCAGAUCCAAGGCAGGGCCUCCUCAUAUCAAUACAGAUAAGGUCAACCACUCCUGUGCCAUGACAUCCCCUUACUGUACCAUGUAAUGGCACGAUGGCCAUCCAUCCAACAGUAAAUGAAGGAUCUUUAGGCAGGUCAGAGACAGAAGCACUCCAGAGGCAGGUUUUCAGCUUAGUCCUCUCCCACCGCCACCCCUCACUCCUCUGUCGUUGAUGCUUUUAGAUCGAGGAGCAACUCGGACCCCUUCUAUUCCAACGACCGGAGCAUCUUGACGCUCUCCCCCAUGGAGGCCACUCAUUGCUAAGGUAGCAGAGAGCAGUUGUCCCGCCAGGUGCCCCGUCCCGCCCUGCCCCAUGGCCAAACAGAGGGACUACUCACUGCACGGCCCAGGGCUUGACCACCUCAGUGGACAGUCAGACUAUAUCUCAAGAGAAGAACGUUCAAAGCCAUGAGGCUCUGCACCACCACUUUCAGAGAUGCUGCAUUUGCCUCUGUUCUGUUCCUGUAAAUAAUAAAAGGGAAUCAGACCAAAGAAGGAUUUGUCAGACUUAAGUGAAAAAAAAACAUGGUCUACUACUUUGCGCCUGUAGGUUAGUGCUGCUCCUGCUUCACCACCUGACUAUCUGAAAGGUCUGCCGCCUUUCCUGAGGAAAUUAGGUGGACCUUUUUAAAGCCAUACCUUCCAUUUUUACUACCUGUUUUUCAAGGUAUGAAAAUGUGAAAGCAGUUUGGUCAGGUCUCUGGUAUUUAAAAAAAUAAAUACAUUUAAAAAAUAAAAAUCCCUGAAAUGCC